AAAUGAGACAGUUGUGCGGAGAAUGGAAAGCUAUGUGCUAGACAAAAACAGAGAAGUGUUGCGUCACUUCGAAACUCUUUCUUUCACUCCGCACUACUGGUCUCGCAUGAGUCUCGCACUAAUCUCAAUUUUUCAGUGAUUAUCUGUGUAGUACAAUCAACGUUGAGAAAUCAAGGUCGUAGUACGACUCAACAACAGAUCGGACUUGUAUUUUCAAUAAGAAUUUUUAAUAACACAGUGGAAUAAUAUAAUAAAAUAAUAUUAAAAAUAACAUCGAAUUAAAAGACUGCGAUAUAUGAUAUAUUUAACUUUGAAAAAAUCCUCGAGGUAAAUAAUUGGUCCUUUGAUUAAAACAGAAUCGAAUUUUUCAAUUCAUCGGACGAACAUCAGACUGGUAUCACCGGGGCGCUAUAGGUUAGUAUGCAACGUUAUAUUAAGCAUCAGAGAGCGGUAAAUAAAUGAAAUAAUGGAGCAUACAAUUCCGUCCGAUAUCCUUGAUGAUCUUAGUAGUCGAUUUAUUAUCAAUGUACCUGAGGAAGAAAGAAAAGACUUGGUGCGAAUAUGCUUCCAAAUUGAAUUAGCACACUGGUUUUACUUAGAUUUCUAUUGCACUGAAGAGAAUCCCAAGCUGAAGCCGUGUAAUAUGAAAGAUUUUGCUACUCACAUAUUCCAGCACAUACCUUUUCUAAUACCACACGUACCGCACAUUGAUGAUAUACUCGAGCAAUGGAGGGAGUAUAAGCAGAAUGUGCCUACGUUUGGUGCAAUUGUGUUAAAUGAAGAUAUGACCAAAGUGCUUCUGGUUCAGAGCUACUGGGCAAGAAAUAGCUGGAGUUUCCCCAAAGGAAAAGUAAAUGAGGAUGAGGAACCUUUACAUUGCGCUGUAAGAGAAGUCUUGGAAGAGACUGGUUUUGAUAUAUCAAAUUUGAUAGAUAAAAAUGAAUAUAUUGAAUCUACAAUAAACGAUCAAGUAGUAAGGUUGUACAUAAUCUCGGGUGUACAACAAGACACUAAGUUUCAACCAAAAACACGAAAAGAAAUAAAAAAUGUCGAGUGGUUUGAUGUUGCAGAUUUGCCAAAUAACAAAAAAGAUAUGACUCCUAAAGUAAAGAUUGGUGUUGGACCAAAUGCAUUUUUUAUGGUGGUACCUUUCGUCAAACGAAUGAAGCGAUGGAUUCAAGAGAAGCAGCAACGCGAGAAAAACGUUACGACUACUCGAAGACACAGGCAUAAGUCCUUGGGAGACGUCGAGACGGUUUCGAAGAGUAAACGACAACAGCAAUUAUUUCCCCAUUCGGUACAGAAUGAAAUUCCAGAUUUUAAAGAGUUUAAAAACAGUCGUCAGUCGAACACCUCUCCAGCUCGUAAUCGUCGCAGUGUACACGAUAAUAAGAACACUCCAUCAAAGGUUGCACUGAAAAGGAAUCUAUUCGGUGACCAUGAUGAGGAUCAAUCGCCCUUGGUCCUCGCAAAACAGUUAAUCGAUAGUCCUCAACAGCAGCCCUGUACAUUCCUAAAUGAUCCUGCGAUUCAAUCGAUCAAGUGCAAUGAUUUCAGUUACAAAGUGCAAUCGACGGAGAAAGAAGUGAAAGAUCCUCACAAGAAAAGCCUACCAGAGGGAAAUAUCAAGUCGCUGUUGUUCGGGGAAGCCGCUCGCAAGCUACAAAAAGACUUUAAAACUAUUCCACCAUUGUCCUUAGAUCUGGAACAUAAUUGUUCGCCAUUUAUAACGAAAAAUGUGGAUGUUCAAGGUUAUCCCGCAGAAUUUCGUUCGAAAAGUUGGGAUAAUUUUAAAUUCGAUAGACGGGCGAUUCUCGAUUGUCUCUAUGAUCAUACCACCACUGAGGAGGCCCAUGUAAAGAUGAUAAAUAUAUGCCAUUAAUAAAGUAGGAUCUGUAUCCUCCACUUCUCUCAAGCGCAUCAGAUACUUGGCAACACUAUCUCUGAAAUUCAUAAUAUUUUUACAAAUUAGAAAGACACU
This is a messenger RNA of Harpegnathos saltator (Jerdon's jumping ant), 1981 nucleotides long. It is a transcript of the gene DCP2, whose product is annotated as decapping mRNA 2. The transcript has 7 exons. Bases 467 to 1882 code for a protein of 471 amino acids. Gene Ontology annotation, cellular component: cytoplasm; P-body. Gene Ontology annotation, molecular function: manganese ion binding; 5'-(N(7)-methylguanosine 5'-triphospho)-[mRNA] hydrolase activity; RNA binding. Gene Ontology annotation, biological process: deadenylation-dependent decapping of nuclear-transcribed mRNA; nuclear-transcribed mRNA catabolic process, nonsense-mediated decay. NCBI's taxonomy places the organism in Eukaryota, Metazoa, Arthropoda, Insecta, Hymenoptera, Formicidae. The record is from RefSeq and is a predicted model, not a curated record.